AUGAGAUGGAUGGAGUCAGUGGAGACAGACUUCCUGGCUAUAAUCAGGAAAGAAACUGGCACACCAGUGUCAAAAAUAGAAAGUGUUGGAACAGAAUUCAAAGGAAGACACUGGUCCAUCCAGGGCUGUCUACCCAAGUAUGAUGAUGAUGAUAAAUUGGCAGCUAUGAGUUCUUCUGAAGAAAAUAAUCUCUUUGAUAUUGAGGAUGUUAAUGCAAACGUUGUAAACAAUGACUCAUCUGAUAGCUUUGAUAGCUUAUAUUCAUCAGAGGAUAGCAUCGGAAUUACCCGUGGUACAUCUCAACAUGGAUUUUGCAUUCCAGUAAUCACAAUUACCUCAGAUGAUGAAGAUGAGCAAGUUUCAGAGCUUGAAAAAGACUGGGCUGCUUUACCAUCUCUCGCAAUAGAAAAUAUCUAUUCAUUUCUCAGUAGGAUUGAUCAAAGCCGUAUGUCCCAAGUGUGUUCUCGAUGGGCAAAUGAUUUCAACUCCCCUUGUUUAUGGAAAACAAUGAAGUUUUAUCUCCCUGAACAAGACUACUCGUCCGAAAUUUAUCCAGAAGUGAGAUUCGCUCGGAAAUAUGCUUCCAUGUUUCGGCAUGUCGAAAUUACUUGCAAAAGAGUCAGGACCCAUCUCAUUAGAGUGAUAUGGAAACAGCUAAAGCUAUUUCUGCAAGCACUGGAGUCCUCGUCACAACUUGCUUCAAUUAAAUUCUUCAAAAUGAAAAACUAUUUUCGGCAUCUGGAUGAUAUCCUCUAUGAAGACUUAUUCAAAACCAUUAUCAAUUUAUUCAACUCACAAAAAAAUCUCAAAACAGUCGUUCUUGAGGAAAGUCGUUUCAGCAAAACGGAGGGCCUGGACGUCCUGAAAGCAAUAUUCCAUUCUGAAAGUAACACGAUAAGAAAUCUCACACUUCGUGGAUUUGUAAAUGAGGCUGCAUACACGGAAUUGAACAGUCAGUACUGGGCCAAUCUGUCAGAAGUGUGUAGUAGAAUUGCUAAUGUCCAAUCACUUGAAGUAGACUACACACAAAUCUUUGAAGAAAUCAUUAACUGCCUGUAUGAAAAGCUCUCUUCUGGUGAGUACCAAAUUGACAAAAAGAAGCCCAGCACGUCGAUUCUUAAUAUUUACUGCGAGGACAAAGGACAGUCAGGGUUUAAAGGAAUUCUGCCUGAAACUUGGAGAUAUUUGAAGAAUGUCUUUCCAAACAUGAAAGUGAAAAUGGAUGUCACUGUAAACCAUAACCUAAACACUGAGAUGGAAAAAUUCUUAGUGAAGGGAAUACCGCUACAAGCAUUAGAUUUUCGAUUUGGAAAGAUUUCAACUUCUUCUAGAAUCGAUAUAAGCGAUUUGUUCGUACACCUCAAAAGUUGUAAGUAUCAGUAUCAUUUGGAGACCUUGAAUAUUCUUUGGAUGCCCUCUAUUGCAGAUUUUAUUGGUUCUGUUAUCCCAUUCGUCCAAUCCUGCAAAAAAUUAGAAACUUUCCACCUUCAUGCUGAAUAUACACCAAUAGGAAUUGAAAAUGUUCUCAAGGCAUUUCUAGAAAAUCUUCCUGCUUCAUUGAAAUCCAUUACAUUGUGGUUUAAUAAUCUUCAAGAGGAUGAAGAUGACGACAAUUUAAGAAAGUUAUCAGAAGAGUAUUAUGUAUUAUUCAACUCACAAGGUAUAGAGUUCUUUUUAGUUGUAGAUCCAUGUCGAAGAUUGCGAGGGCGAACUCCAAAUAUAACCGUUCCUUAA
This is a messenger RNA of Argiope bruennichi, 1734 nucleotides long. RefSeq names its product F-box only protein 39-like. Gene Ontology annotation, molecular function: protein binding. The record is from RefSeq and is a predicted model, not a curated record. Bases 1 to 1734 code for a protein of 577 amino acids. Lineage: Eukaryota; Metazoa; Arthropoda; Arachnida; Araneae; Araneidae. The transcript has 2 exons.